CGCUCACUCACACUGAGUGGAGUGAUUGAGUGCAUUUUGUUUCACACAUAUUUGAUGUGCAAUGCCUAUUUCAAUAAAAUUUUCUUAUUUAUUUUCCAAAAUUACUUAUCUAUUGCGCUCAUUACAGUCUUCAUUUAUUGGUAAUAUUAAUUACCAGUAACAUAAUACGGUGUUAUGAAUAAAUUAGUGACGUAGUGUGUAUAAUAUCGUUCAAGGUAAAAGAUGUUCUAAGACAAAAGGUAGAGUCCUUCACACAUUAGUAGCUGAGCAUCAUUGUUUGAAUAAGUUGUUAUCUACGAUAGUGAGGUGAUUAUAGUAAUGCUAACGACACACUGCAUGUAAGUACGCAGUUGAACUUCAAUAGCGACUAACUUUUCUUCUCGCGUGGUGGUGGGUCUUUCGCUUGGAUAUGCGGUAAGGUAACGUAAGCUUCUAAUAAGUCACAAUAACAAUGGCUAAUGUAAAAAGUAGACCAAACGCACCGAAAAGUGCAUCUACUAAGAAAGGGUGUGGUAAACAAGUAGAUAAACCCACAGGUGAUGUCAAAGUUAAGAAAAAAUCUAAACCCAGCACAACAGAAAAAGCGCAACCAGUACAUGUACCUGUUGUUAAAGUCAAACCACCCGGUAAACCUGAUUAUUACCUUUUAAAUAAAGAGACGUUGGUCACGAAGAGCGGCAGGAUUAAAAGAAAAAAUAAAGAUCACUUAAGACUUUUAGACAACAUACUUAAGAGUGAACUGAUGAUCCAAGAAAGCAAUAAAAAUAAAAUAGAUGAAACUGCUCCUACUGUUAACAAUAACGAUAUUGGCACAUCAAACCACAAUGAAACAGAAACCAAUGUAAAUAAUGACACUAUUGUUGCAUCAAACCAAAAUAAGACCAAUACAAGUGUAAUAAAAGAAACGGUAAAGAAAACUUCUCCAAAUAAAAAUGAAAAAAGAAAAAAGUUACCAAAAAGUAAGCCAGUUCUACAUAAACCAAAGCCCAAAGUGCAAUUGAGCAAUGGAUCACUUUUGCCAUUGCCGGGCUUUCAGUGCAAUUACUGCAAUAAAACAUUCAGCAACAAAGCUUCCAUAAGACGCCACAUCUAUGUUCACCUCAAUGCAAAACCAUAUGAAUGUGUUGAUUGUUUAAAACGGUUCACUCAUGAGGUUAAUCUGCAAUAUCAUCUUAAAAAACGUCACCCAGAGUUGUAUUCACCAAGGAAUUUUAAGUGUCAGAUUUGUGAGAAGGUAUUCCGUUUCAAGGAAACUUUGAGUAUACACCUGGACCUUCAUGUUAAUAAAUAUGGCUCUUUCAAAUGUCUUUAUUGUGAAGAGAGUUUCAACAAUAUAAGCGAGUUAGCAAAACACAAAAAGACAAAUCAUUUUAGUGCAAUUCCUUUAGAUUGUCAUAUUUGCAGUGAAAGGUUUAGCACUCACAACAAACUUGUCAAGCAUCUCAAAGAGCAUUUAAAACUAAAUGGUUUCAUCUGUCAAUAUUGUGGUAAAGAAUAUAAGGAGCUCAAUUCUAUGCGGAGGCAUGUUCAAGUUAGUCAUGCAGGCCGCAGGAUUGUCUGCCCUGUGUGCAAUAAAAAACUAAAAGGACAUUUAUCUGAACAUAUGCGAGUUCAUGAAAAAGAGCGUCCACAUGAAUGUACUAUAUGUGGUCAACGUUUCACACAGUCCACUCAGCUCAAUGUUCACCGUAGAUCCCACACAGGAGACAGGCCGUAUGAGUGUAGGAUUUGCAGCCACCGUUUCUCCCAUUCAAAUGCUCUAAUGUUACAUAUCAGGCGGCACACUGGUGAGAAACCGUUUCCUUGUGCAAUGUGUCCUUUAACCUUCUCCCAGUUGCCACACAUGAAGGCUCACAUGCGAAACAUCCAUGGUAAAGAUAGUGCGUACAAGUGUGCGAAAUGUGGACAGUUUUUCAAGUUAAAGGCCAACUUGGGUAUCCAUUCAAAAGUUUGCAAUGUUGGAUCAAAGGAGCCACCUUUGGGAAAAAAGACAGAGUCUUCCGGGAACAAUGAAGAAGUUGAUUCCAGUAUGUCCCUGUCUCGCAUGAGGUUCCUACUCGCCCUGCUUCUCACAAUGAUAGCGUCCGAGGACAAACUGAAAUAUUUGGGUUUCAACAAGCGUCUGAUAGACGACCUCCUGAUUGAAUCUCUCGAGGCCAUGGGUCAAACACCCACUAAAGAUGAAUCUCUCCCUCCAUUGAGACGAUUAAAAGUCAACAUUGAUUUGCUUCUAAAGCGAACUGUACCCAAACAAGAAAUGGCCAAAUUCCGCAGCGACAACAAGACGACAGAAGAAAUCCUAGAACUGCUCACGGAUAAUAAGAAGAUGCUAAAUAGAUGUGUCUAAUUUGAUGAGAGUUCAGAAACCAACAAGAAAGGGGAAACUCUACCGAAACUUGUUCUCAUUGAUGAUUCCAGCGCUACUUACGGCAUGCCUGAUAACUAUUCAUUUUAAGAUAAGUACUAUUCGAUGUCUAACUUAUAUUAUUCCAUUUACCGAUCACACCUGUUGAUGUAUAUCUACUAUUUUAUUAGAUCAUUUAUCUUGCUGUAUCGCAUAGUAUAAAAGCCGAGAAAAAUUAAUAGUGCAUGUUUCUAGAUGUAAAAUAUCUGUCAUAAAACCCAGGUUUUCUGCUGCUAAGUCGAUCACUCAAUGACGCAAUUGAAUGAGAGAGAAAAAGCUUAAGCAAAAAUAUCGUGAGUGAAUGAAAUCAACCUAUGAACCGACGUCGUUAUAUCAAUGAAAUGAAAGAGUACAAUUCUUUUUAAAUCAGUUUGUAUAGGUCUUUACGGCGUGUCUGAGUUAGAAAAAUUAUAAUUAUGAAUAUUUAUAUUAAGAAUGUACGGUCUCAUAGUCAUAAUACUACUCUGUCAAGAAAGUAUCGGGAAUGGAUUAUUUAUUUAUGGUUCCAAAUUCAAAUUUUUGUUUUUUUUGUUGUUGUUAGAUUGGCACAACUGUUUUCCAUUUUGGCGCGGAGUUUGAGUUGCAUCUGUUGUUUACAUUAAAUACAGUGCUAUUUUUAGUUAUAUCAUAUCUAGUGUGUAUUGCUAAUUUCAUAAUGGAUAAAAACAUCGAACAAAGAGUUUGUCUUAAAUUUUGCAUUGCCAAUGGAAUAUCGUGUUCGGAGUCACUGAAAAUGUUACAGAAGGCUUACGGUGAAUCGACUUUAUCAAAAACUCGUGCUUAUGAGUGGUACAAAGCGUUCAAAAGCGGUCGAGAUGUGAUGGAAGAUUUGCCUCGCUCUGGUAGGCCAUCAACGUCUGCAACUGAUGUUAACAUCGCAAAAGUGAAGGAAAUAGUGACUGAAAAUCCUCAUUCAACUUUGAGAGAGAUAGCCACCGAACUUUCUGUAUCUCACGAGUCGAUCCGUACCAUUUUAACUAAUAAUUUGGGUAUGAAACAUGUUGCCGCUCGGCUAGUCCCAAAAGACCUGAAUUUUUUUCAAAAACUCAAUCGCAUGAGAGUCGCUGAGGACAUGCUAGAACGAGUCAAUUCCGACCCAACAUUCAUGAAACGCAUUGUUACUGGUGACGAGACGUGGGUUUACGAGUUUGACAUGCAAACUAGUCAACAAGCUUCGGAGUGGCGCCUUCCAACUGAACCGAAACCGAAAAAACCACGCCAAAGUCGUUCAAAAGUCAAAGUCAUGUUGACUGUUUUCUUUGACUAUCGCGGUGUUGUGCACUCGGAAUUCUUGCCGGAAGGUCAAACGGUAAAUAAGGAAUAUUAUUUGAGUGUUAUGCGGCGUUUAAGAGAGCAAAUCCGACGAAAAAGGCCAGAUUUGUGGAAAGAAAAUUCUUGGAUUUUGCACCAUGAUAAUGCACCUUCGCACAAGGCCAUCAUUGUGAACGAAUUUUUAACCAAACACUCAACAAAUACCAUCGAGCAACCACCAUAUUCACCAGAUAUGGCUCCAGCCGACUUUUUUCUUUUUCCUAAACUCAAAUUAUCACUUCGUGGCACCCGUUUUCAAUCGGUAGAAGACAUAAAAGAGAAUUCGCGGCGAGAACUGACCUCAAUUCCGGAAACAGCGUUUAAAAAAUGUUUUGAUGAUUGGAUUAUUCGUUGGCGUAAGUGUAUCGUUUCUAAAGGAGCAUAUUUUGAAGGUGAUAAAAUAAAUUUGGAUGAAUAACAAACAGUUUGUGUAUUAUUGAUCUUUUCCUGUUACUUUCUUGACAGAGUAGUAUAGCUAGUAGUUAUUAUUUGAAAGCUGACAUGCUACAAAAUCAUCACAAACUAUUUAUCAGGAGGAUAAUUUGUUUGAUUAAUCACGUAGACAGUCAAAAUGUGUUUUAAACAGAGUUGAAACUUUGAUAUUAUUCAUAUUUUUGUAUGUUAAAAUUUUAAGAUGUACGAAACAUCUUUGUUUUCCCUGUCCCGCUGACAUAUUCACUAAAAUUGACAAAGCUUAUUUUCUCAAUCUUUUUAUCUCUGGGAUUAACUUGGAGUUAGAAUGAAUGAUAAAACAUAGGCGUUGUCGAAAUUCGUGAGAGUAUGAGAAAAGAGCCAAAGAAGAGGAAGAGAGGAGAACAUAAUAUUUUUUGAACAUUUUUAAAACCUGGACAUUUUUUGCUAUCAUAGUAUAAUCAAUAAAUAAAUACAAAAAAUGCCUUAGAUAUAACCAGAGUCUGUGAACAGAUUUUAAUAAUGUAUUUUUAACUCUGUUUUGAACAAUUUCUAUCCUUAUAUUUACAUGUUGUAAUUUAAUAAUAUCAUGAAUUUUAAUAUUAUGUGUUCAAAAGAAUAACUUCAAAGAAAAAAUAUUUUUUCAUCGAUGUCAAUAAUUAAUUACCUUGGUCAUUAGCUUGCCAACAGAAGAAAUAUAUUUAUCAGCAUAUUUCAAUAUGUAAAUUAUUAUUAAGGGAUAUAUUAAGGUAUAUUAGUAAUCAAAAAUUAUUAAAAAAUAUAUGAACGUAGUGAAAUAGUUUCUUACGAAAUACAAAAGCUUGCCGUUAGAAAAAGUGAUUAGCCCAAAGAUUGCAAUUUAUGUUGUUGCAUUUGAACUUUAUUUAUAUAGUGUGUAAGUGUAAAGUUAGCUAGCAUUCCGAAUAUUUAAUUUCAGAAUGAUUGUGCCAUUCGAUUGUUAUGUGUGUAUGGUUUUUUUUUAAAUUAUUUGAAUUUAUACUUUGUUUGACAUAUCACGUUGUGAAUAAUAUAAAUAAUUUUAAAACCAGUGACUUUUUAUCAUAGGUAUUUGUUGUAAUAAAUUUUAAGGAUUUCGAAAAAGUAUAAAAGCAUUUUGUAAUUUCAACUUUUUUUGUUAUGUUAUGGUUGCAAGAGAAAAUUUUUUUUCUUUCGCAACAGUGUGCCUUUACGUUCCAGUGCCAUUUUUGAGUUUCGAAUAGGCAAAGUUGUAUUUUUUAUUAGUGGGAAAUAAUAAAUUAAGUUAAAUUAUUAUUCAUUUUACAGUAGUACCUAAAUUAUAAGCUCAACAAUGCACUCUUAUCUAUAUGUCGUUGAAAUAAAAAUGGUUUGCAUGUGUGUUUAGGAAGAAAUUUUAUGUUAGCAAUAAUAAUAGUAGUUUGUGGUUUCAUGUAUAGCUGUCUUAUAUAAAUGUCACAUAUUAAUAUAAUUACACAGAAUAAUACUUUAAUUUUGAAACAUUGAUUGAUGACGGGUGCUUCAUUUAUAUUUAUUUUUUAUUGAAAUAAUAUUACUUUCAUCAUUAUAAAACUGAUUUGGGUUGAAUUUAAUACGAUACAAAAGAUUGUUUAUUAUUUAAUAUCCAAAUUUAUAAUGAACUUUGCGCAUGGCAUACUGUGUCCAAGAGCAUUACAAAUCAUUUACUACCUUUAUUUAAUAAGAACGAUUCGACAUCCAGUAAGAAGUAUUAGAACAUGAAGGGAAAAAGAUUACACACAGUACCAUGCACAGAAAGUGCUUAUAAAUCUUUAAAUUAUUAGGACCCUAAGUUUUGUUGCCAAAGAAUGUUUGAAACCCACCACAAAAUUGUUGAACAUAUUUAUUAUAUAAUAUAACAGUAUGUAUUUACUAAAUGUCUUAAAAUCCUAGACUUAGUUAAGCCAUCCUUAAAUUUCCUAGUGUACCAAAGAAAUAACAUUUCAGUGUUAAAUAAAUAAUAUUUAACUUCA
Molecule: messenger RNA, 6093 nt
Organism: Amyelois transitella
Lineage: Eukaryota; Metazoa; Arthropoda; Insecta; Lepidoptera; Pyralidae
Product: zinc finger protein 470
Exons: 3
Coding region: 452-2347 (631 amino acids)
Biological process (GO): regulation of transcription by RNA polymerase II
Molecular function (GO): DNA-binding transcription factor activity; RNA polymerase II cis-regulatory region sequence-specific DNA binding
Source: RefSeq, a predicted model, not a curated record